AUGACCAGUUUUAAGGAGGACCCAGUUCUUGGAAGUAACGACAUGAUAAUAAACAAGGAAGGUUCUGAAACUGGCAGUAGCAGCAGGUCCCCUGUUGUGGAAAAGGCGAGAGAGGAAGGUCAAAGUGGGAGAGACAUGGCACCUGCUGGGAAUUCCAUUCACCGUUCUGCUUCAAGGCCCCAGCUUGACCUUAGCAAGGCUGCAAUUCAGGGCAAUUUUGAGGAGAGGGAUCCCACAAUUCUGCUGCCUAACCAAUCUGAUGACAUUUCGCACUUGGCUCUUGAUAUUGGAGGAUCUCUAAUCAAACUCGUAUAUUUCUCAAGACAUGAAGAUAGAUCAAAGAAUGACAAAAGAACAAAGACGCUCCAGGAAAAGCUGGGAAUAUCAAAUGGUAGCAGGAGAAGCUUCCCUGUUCUUGGUGGAAGGUUACACUUUGUGAAGUUUGAGACAACCAAGAUUAAUGAGUGCUUGGAAUUCAUCUCUUCCAAACAGCUCCAUUGUGGUGGAGUAGAUGCAUGUAAUGGACUUCUUGGAGCUUCAGGCAACCAAAAUGCUGUAAUCAAGGCCACAGGUGGUGGGGCGUACAAGUUUGCUGAUCUCUUUAAGGACAGACUUGGGGUUAGUCUUGACAAGGAAGAUGAAAUGGAUUGCCUUGUUGCAGGAGCAAACUUUUUGCUUAAGGCUAUUCGUCAUGAAGCGUUCACCCACAUGGAAGGUCAGAAAGAGUUUGUCCAGAUGGAUGACAAUGAUCUGUUUCCUUAUCUUCUAGUAAACAUUGGUUCUGGUGUUAGCAUGAUAAAGGUUGAUGGAGAUGGGAAGUUCCAGCGUGUUAGUGGGACCAAUGUUGGUGGCGGUACAUAUUGGGGAUUGGGGAAGCUGUUAACCAAGUGCAAGAGUUUUGAUGAAUUGCUGGAGCUGAGUCAAAGGGGUGACAAUAGGACUAUUGACAUGCUUGUUGGUGACAUUUAUGGUGGGACGGAUUAUAAUAAGAUUGGUCUGUCAGCAUCAACUAUCGCGUCUAGUUUUGGGAAGGCUAUUUCUGAACAGAAGGAACUUGAAGACUACAGCCCUGAAGAUAUUUCUUUGUCCCUCUUACGAAUGAUUUCAUACAAUAUCGGGCAGGAAAGAAAACUGAUAUCUAUUUACUAG
Linum trigynum is the source of this 1149-nucleotide messenger RNA. NCBI's taxonomy places the organism in Eukaryota, Viridiplantae, Streptophyta, Magnoliopsida, Malpighiales, Linaceae. The record is from the annotation of a GenBank genome assembly.